Capronia epimyces CBS 606.96 is the source of this 1365-nucleotide messenger RNA. RefSeq lists its product as uncharacterized. The transcript has a single exon. The coding region runs from base 1 to 1365 and encodes 454 amino acids. NCBI's taxonomy places the organism in Eukaryota, Fungi, Ascomycota, Eurotiomycetes, Chaetothyriales, Herpotrichiellaceae. The record is from RefSeq and is a predicted model, not a curated record.
AUGGAUCACGGCAUAGACGAUAAAGAAGCUCUGCUGCUUGAUAGGGUUUCUGCCGCGUUCGAGCCGUAUCUGCUGCCGCCUCAAGAAGUGAGCUCUGUGCGGCGGUCACUUCGCUCCUAUAUCGCCGCUCGGGUCGACACGGCGCAGAAUCCCCGGCAGGGUCUCGAGGGACUGAGAGCGGAAUAUGUCAAGGCUGUGCAAGCCAACCGUGCUGCAAAAAGCCGGUAUGCUGCGAUUCUGGCUAGACACCAUGAGCACGCGGCUACUUCAGACCCAGCAGAUUCAGCAACUGCUGGGCACAGUUCCAGAUCGCUUCUCGGUCAACAUGUUGAACUCUUACGAUUGGAAAGACAACACACGACACUGAUUACGCUGGAGGAUGAAUUGGAUGCUCUCAGGCGUUCUAGUCGGUUCACGACGUCGGACACCCUGUCGAGGGCCGGCACAACUCCGUCUGCGCUGCCGGAUACGGAGCGUGAGCUGGCACAACUGGUUGACUUGCUGACCCGUUCGGUCAAGGCUCUUGAGAGGGCCUUGGUUGAAGCUCAUCAUUAUGCCAUCCACGAAAGGUCUUUGCUGGAGGAUGCAAAGGCACAGAGUCAGUAUCGAACUAGUGCGACUCUUCCGCAGCGUCUUCAUGCCCUAUCUGCGGCGCGGAGAGAGCUUACUGCCUGGCUGGAGGAGAGUUUGGAGAGAUGCCAAGGGAACACCGACGAAGCAGGUCAGGAUGAGCAUUUGAAGAGCAAGCUGAGCUCGUCAGACUUAGAACAGAACAUUGACCAUCAAUACGAGCAAUAUCUCGAGACACGUCAGCGACUGCUUAUGAUUGUGAGCUCUCUGAAGGCGCCUCUUCCAGAACAAGCCCCCGAAACCCCUGGUGGCAGAGUAGAACGGAUGGUGCAAAACUUCACAAAGACCGAAUGGCCAGAGGAAGCUGAGGUCCCGAAUGUGCUUGAACAGGCUCUUCUCCCGACAGUGCAGCAGGAGCGAGCUUCACGGGCUCAUCUUACCUUUGCGAAGGAACAACAGGAGGAUGAACUGUUGGCAACAGUUAAUAUGCUCGACAGACUCAGUGACGAGAGCCAGAUUUUGCAGGCUUUCCCACUCCUUGCUCGAUCGGGCCGCUUUGAACACGCUGCAUCGACCUUUGGGAAGAAGCGUGCUACGGUGGACGAACCGGAAGAUGAGGUGUCUAGACGAAUGAAGCCCUGGCUGUUUGCUGCAGAAGCAGCUGAGGUGGCUACCUCGAGCACGAUUGAAGAACUUCUGAAACAAGGAAAUCGAUCGAUGGAUAAUGUUGGUCAAAGCCUGUCCGAGUUGCGAUUCCUUCAUGAAGCAGAUGGUAAUGAGCAUUUCAAGCAAUAA